AUGACUGGUAUCUCAUGGACCACUGUUCUAUUCAGUCUUUUUGUUAUUUAUAUCGCACAUUCACUGUAUUCAAUCUACGCUCUUUUCCAUCCAGCAUUAUGUGGACAAGGGGCAAAAUGUCUUAUAGUAGGCCCAAUGAUACAACGCGAUGCCAAAACUAAGGAAUUUCCGCCGAUACAGUUGCGGGUUUACGCAUCAGUUAACAUGGAUCCACGCAGGUACGGUCGUGUUAUAGAUCAGCUGGCAUUCUUAGACAUUGACGAGGUUUUGGAAAGAGAGGUGACUGUCGAACUUCCAAGUCAUACAAGAAAUAAUGGUUCUCUCUAUAUUCAUAGCUUUUUGCUUCCAGCUCAGUAUAAGAGCCAGGACCCUUACCAGGCGGACUGGAGAAUAGUGAAAACUGCAAAGAUGACUGCUUACCAGGUUCCUGAAGCUGAGUUUUUUAAUUUGAUAACGAGUAAAGAGUCUAAUUUCGAGGAUGAGUCGGCAAGACCGUCUAAGCAGCUACGAGAAUCGGGCACUCCAGUAACUCAUUUUCGCUCAGUGCUUCCACUGACGAUAGUCGGUGAAUCUCCAUUUUUUGACUUCAAGCAAAUUUCACCGGAAGUAAUUAACAAAAUGGAUUUAUUUCACAAAGAUAAUGAAGUUUAUUACUGGCCAAUCUUCUAUAUUGAUGAGAUGAGUUUUCGGUCAAAGGAUCUUGUUGAGGUGAGACCCGAGGACAAGACUGUGAAAUUAAAAAUACAGUACAGGCCAAUUUCUAUUGGAAAAUUCCGAUUUCUUGUGAAUGUUGAGGCGUCUUUAAUUCAGUUUAAACAGCUUGGUUUCAAGGACAAAGAUAUCGAUGAGUUAAAAGGGAUUUUUGUGGACACAAACUUUUAUUUUCUCGCCCUAACAGUUUUUGUGGCUGCAACACAUAUUUUACUUGACUGCCUUGCUUUUAAAAAUGAUAUCGCAUUUUGGAGAGGAAAGAAAAAUAUGGUUGGAUUGUCGUCAAGAACUAUUGCUUGGCGGUGCUUUAGUCAGACGAUAAUAUUCCUCUACUUGCUGGAUGAGGAGUCAAGUCUGUUAGUUGUAGUUCCUAUUGGAAUUGGUUGCCUUAUUGAAUUUUGGAAAGUUUCUAAAGCUUUAAAGAUAUAUAUAACAUUCGAAGGAGGGUUUCUUCGGAUCAAGUUUGGAGAAAAGUCAACUUCGGAGGAAGAAACUGAGUCAUUUGAUUCUGAGGCUAUGCAGUAUCUUGCUUUGCUUCUAACUCCACUUUGUAUUGGCGGUGCACUUUAUAGCCUAUUUUAUGUUCCACAUAAGUCGUGGUAUAGUUGGGUGAUACAGUGUAUUGCAAAUGGCGUAUAUGCUUUUGGAUUCUUGUUCAUGUUGCCGCAACUUUUUGUGAACUAUCGCUUAAAAUCAGUGGCGCAUUUACCUUGGAGGGCUUUCAUGUACAAAGCAUGCAAUACGUUUAUUGACGAUAUUUUUGCUUUCAUUAUCACGAUGCCUACAGCUCAUCGUUUGGCCUGUUUCCGUGAUGAUGUUGUAUUUUUGAUUUACCUUUGUCAACGGUACCUUUAUCCUGUCGAUAAAACUCGCCCAAACGAGUAUGGAGAAAGCUUUGCUGAAGAAUUGGUCAAAGAACGUGUUAGUGGUGGUAAAAAACAGUUAUCUCUGCAGAAAACGAAGUCUGUUAGUGAAAAGAAGCAAAAUUAA
This is a messenger RNA of Enterobius vermicularis (human pinworm), 1701 nucleotides long. NCBI's taxonomy places the organism in Eukaryota, Metazoa, Nematoda, Chromadorea, Rhabditida, Oxyuridae. The record is from the annotation of a GenBank genome assembly.